Molecule: messenger RNA, 1933 nt
Organism: Candoia aspera
Lineage: Eukaryota; Metazoa; Chordata; Lepidosauria; Squamata; Candoiidae
Gene: SCN1B
Product: sodium voltage-gated channel beta subunit 1
Exons: 6
Coding region: 64-729 (221 amino acids)
Biological process (GO): regulation of heart rate by cardiac conduction; regulation of sodium ion transmembrane transporter activity; cardiac muscle cell action potential involved in contraction
Cellular component (GO): voltage-gated sodium channel complex
Molecular function (GO): transmembrane transporter binding; sodium channel inhibitor activity
Source: RefSeq, a predicted model, not a curated record
GCCCACCGGAGUGGCCCACCUCUCCGCCGAGAAGGGCGAGCACCCUCGAUCCGACCUCCCAGCAUGGCUGCCCCGCGCCCCACCUCGCUUCUGCUCUGCCUUGCUCUCGUGACCUUGUGCCAAGGCGGCUGUGUGGAGGUAGAUUCAGGAACGGAGGCUGUGCGUGGCAAGUCUUUCAAGAUCCGUUGCAUCUCGUGCAAAAAGCGCAGUGAAACGGAGGCAGAAGCCUUCACUCAGUGGUUCUUCAGACAGGAGGGGACAACCGACCUGAUCAAGAUCCUUCAGUAUGAUCCCUAUGAUAAGCUCACUGUGUAUGAUCCUCGCUUUGAAAAUCUAGUGAUGUGGAAUGGCACCAAGAACAUUGCAGAUUUGCAGGAUGUCUCCAUUUUCAUCCUGAAUGUGACUUCAGAACACGCAGGGGAGUACAUCUGCAGUGUCAACCGCACACUCCAUUUUGCCAAUGAGUUCUCCCACAACAUCAUGAUCAACAAAACAAUCCACAUUGAUGUGGUUGGAAAAGCCAAUCAGGAUAUGGCAUCUAUUGUCUCCGAAAUCAUGAUGUACGUUCUCAUUGUUGUCCUGACCAUCUGGCUGGUAGCUGAGAUGAUCUAUUGCUACAAGAAGAUUGCUGCAGCGACAGAGGCAGCUGCUCAAGAGAAUGCCUCCGAAUACUUGGCCAUCACGUCAGAAAGUAAAGAAAACUGCACAGGGGUGCAGGUAGCUGAAUAGCCCGUGCCAGGCCGUUGACGGGCACUGGGAUUCCUGGUUUUUAUAAGGGAUGAGGCUUUGACAAGGUGUGGAGAAGAGGCAACAUGACUCAGCAGAGCCAUCAGCAGCCCCAAGAAGAAGUGAGCUGGAGCCAAGCAGCCCCUCCCCCCACUGCACGGCCCUUUUCCUUAAUGAAAGCAUGCUAUUUUUAAUAACAGAGCUCUGCAUCCAAGCCAGCCGCUCAGUGACAGACAUGCAAAUUUUUAUGGGGAAGGGUGGGUUUCUCCAGGCAGGCCCCCCCGCUCUUUUAGACCCAGUUUUUCACCUUCCAGAGUGGGAAUUGCCCCUGCCCUUAGCAUGACGAGAACGCGGCAUGGCGGCUUGCUCACGUAAUGCAAAGCUUGGGGUCCUCUCCCGCGGUGGCCCCUCAGGCCGGCCGGAGGCCUCUUUCCUUUAUGAGCACUUGCGCUUUCUGAUGUUUUGCACAUUUUCUUGCGCUUCGAGUUCUUUCGGUUACUUCGCAACCAGCACUUUCGAUGGGUCUGAGGAGAGGAUCCUGCCUUUUUCUCCUACGGGUCAAGAUGGAUCUGGACUUCUCAGUGGCCACAGCCAGCAGUGGGUUGAGUGGAGACUGGGUUGAAGACCACCGCCUAAUUGUUCCUAAGCCAUGGAGGGAAUGCUAAGAGGCGAACACUGUCCUAACUCUGUUGUUGAGUGAACUCUCUGGUGCAGGUGUGGAUGCGAAUUGUGCCACCCGAUGGCCGUUCCUAGCACAGGCAUCAUUCAUCUAAUUUUCUGCCAAGGUUUCCUUCUGAGCUGGCAGGCUGGCAAUGCAUGUAUUGAAGAUCUUUGCAGAGGAGAGACGCCUUGGGAUAGAAAUCAGAUGGAAGAGGAGACUGUUGCUUCUGUGCCUCUGUACUGGAGAUGUGUGUUGUCAUGGUGCCCUUCGUUGGGCCUUGGUGGCUGAGCUUGGCCUUUGAAUUGGUGCAGACCAACCAUCACAGCAACGCCAUCACCCCAUUGCCCUCCUCCACGUUUUUCCCCUCCUGGAUCCAGCCAGGCCAUUUUGGCUCGUUGGAGGAUACCAUGCCCGCCCCUCUGCUCAGAUCCCCUCCUCUGAGCUGGUCCUAGGAACCAGCACAGAACUCUCCAGGGCUGGUCCUAGGAACCAGCUGCCAUCACAAUCAAAUAGGGUUUGUUCAUAAAUAAAGAUGAUUGAAUUUCA